UGGGUUAGUUCUGAAAGUCUACAGUACAUUUGAACAAAUUCGAAAGUGAAAGAAAACUGCGACAAAUAGGCACAGCACAUUUAUUGUUCUACAGAUCAGGUCUAGCUAGAUCAGGUCUAGUUAUUCGCAUAAGUGUGAUUGAGAUAUAUGAUAAAGGAUUGUAAUCAUUAUUUUCUGAACUAAUAUUUCCCGACUUCAUUUGGAUGUCGUGAUUUUUCAGAGAUUUUACGCACGACAUGCCACCUUGCGUUAUUGAAAAAAACAGCUCGAGGGCCCUGUAUACAGUUAUGUGGUUGUACAUAUUGGCAGCUUGGGGUGUGUGUCUCUCCACUGCCACUUCUGAAAUGUUCACGUGUUCGGUACCCGUGGAUCCAGUCUCGGCACGGUUGGGACAUGUUGCCACCAUGCCAUGCUGGCUCACCCUUUCCAUGAACGCAGAGGGCCUGGAGGUGCGUUGGUACCGGCCCAAAGAUUUCGACAACCCGGUCUUGCACUACAGAGAGAGGAAGAUCCAGGAAGCAUCACAGCAGUCCCAAUACGUGGGCCGCAGCUCCCUGGGGCUCCGGGAGGUUACGUCACAAGGGCUGAAGGGAGGGGAUGUGACCUUGAAGCUGGUUAAUGUCACUCUGAGAGACCAAGGGGAGUAUGUGUGUUACGUCAGCAGUAACCAGGACUAUGGGACUGCCAGUGUCUUUCUCAAUGUGACUGUGAGGGGCACCCCUCCUCUCCUCUCAGCAGUCAGAACAGAUGCUGACUCUGUGAAUGUGAGCUGUGUUUCCCAUGGAUGGAAGCCAAGGCCCAGGCUACAGUGGUCAGAUGGGAGGCAGACUCUGAAACCUGAGAAGCUGGACUACAGCAGUGGUGCCCAUGGUCUGGUGUCUGCCCACAGCUGGGUCCUCUCUUCCCCUCCAGUGCUCCCUGGGUAUCCUGUUCUCUGGUUCUGUCUGAAGGGGAGGAGAUGGAGGGAAGAGUGGACCUACGGGACGUUGCGGCUGUACCAGAGACUUCAUCAGGACUGCUAACAGCUGUCAUCAUUUUAGCUCUGCUUCUGCUCCUGUCCGUUGUCUUCAUCGGUGUGCUCUACAAAAAGAGAGGAAACAAAUCAACACAUGUGCCUAAAGGAGAUAUAGUGGAUAUCGAGACUAUGAGACAACCUGAAGAUUUAGUGGAUAUAGAGAAUAUGAGACAAGCUGGAGUGGAUAUCACAUUGGAUCUCAAGACAGCUCCUUCCUAUCUGACAGUCGGUUCAACUGGUAAAAUUGUGAGAGACAGUAAAGCUAAUCCAUGUCCUCCGGGUGAGCAUGCUUAUAUACUUGGAACAUGUGGUUUUACCUCGGGCAGCCAUGCUUACUGGGAGGUUAGACUGGAUAAGGAGAUGGUAGGCGUUAAAGAAUCCUGGUGGGUUGGACUGGCAAGUGGGUCUGUUAAAAGACAAGGUGAUGUACCAGCCACACCUUCCAAUGGUUUCUGGUUCCUGUCCUCAUACAAAGAGAAAGGCUUACGGCUUAAUAUGGCCCCCGACAUCCUACUUCCUGCCGAUCCUAGACCUCAGAUACUAGGGGUGUAUUUUGACUAUGACCAAGGAGUACUCUCUUUCAUCAACGUAAAAGACAAUAAACUGAUUGUCACUGUGAGAGCCAUGUUCAUUGGGGAGCUGUUUCCUCUUUUUAACCCAGGUCAAGGUGACACAGCCCCUAUGACGAUAUUAGAUGCUAGCCACUAUAAAACAAAACCUGUAGAAGAGUCUGCUUCUGAGAUUGAUGCCCUUCUAGCUUCUAACCAAAGUCGCAAUCAUCAGACUUCUGAAUCCAAAGACUGUCUUUAAAUGUCUGUAAAACAAUGAAAACUACAGCACUAUAUAUUAACACAUUGUUUUAUGUAUCUAGUGCACUUCAUAUUAGGGUGUGUACAGUAGUAUUCUGCACUGGUCCAAUUCAUCAUCAUCUCCUUGCUCUUCUCCUUUGUCUGCAGUGCAAUUGGAUUUGAUUUGACUACCGUGGAAACAUAUGAUUGGUGAUGGAUUGAUGUAGUGGCUGGAUGGAUGUAGUAGCGAUAUAGUAGAUGGAUGUAGUGGAUUUAUGGCUGUAGUAGCGAUAUAGUAGAUGGAUGGAUGUAGUAGAUGGCUGGAUAUAGUGGAUGGAUGUAGUAGAUGGAUGUAUUGGAUUGAUGGAUGUAGUAGAUGGAUGUAGUGGAUUGAUGGAUGCACCGUAGUAGAGAGAUGUAGUUGAUGGAUGGAUGUAGUAGAUGGAUGUGGUAGAUUGAUGGAUGUACCGUAGUAGAGAUGUAG
Oncorhynchus gorbuscha (pink salmon) is the source of this 2287-nucleotide messenger RNA. RefSeq names its product butyrophilin subfamily 1 member A1-like. NCBI's taxonomy places the organism in Eukaryota, Metazoa, Chordata, Actinopteri, Salmoniformes, Salmonidae. The record is from RefSeq and is a predicted model, not a curated record. The coding region runs from base 959 to 1825 and encodes 288 amino acids. Gene Ontology annotation, molecular function: protein binding. The transcript is spliced from 9 exons.